AUGGCUGAUCAGUCUCAUGACCUGGCUGAGGAUGUGAUUCAGUCUACGUCUAUCGAGGGUGAUCAUCCGAGCACUGGUGACACUAGCACGGGUCUGUCUGACGGUUCGGAAGACAUCUUUCCCAAUGAGAAUCAGCGAUGGGAAGAUGAGGACGUCCUGCUUUCCUCUGAUAAUAGUGCAUUUCUUGAGCCCGUGCAGGGUGGUCGUGUCAACAUGACCCCGAGUCGCAUCGGCCACAGGGCAGGUCAAGGCACUCUUGAGACUGUGUACAUAGGUAUGGCGUCAGGGCCGAUGGAAUUUGUGAUCGUCCUCGCCGUUCCUCCGCCGCCGACACAACCUGGUGAAAAUGUAAAUCGGACGAUCGCACACCAAUGCAUCGACUUUUACGUCAACAAUUCUCCGGAAGAUCUCCUUAGACUGCUGGCACCGCACUUUUCAUCCUUUGCCAAAGCGGAGAUGGCCAACCCUCCCGCCAAUCUGCAGGCUUAUAUGGAGCGCCAAUAUUGCUUCCGGCUCAUUCCCGAGGGCGGAGACACCGUCACAUUCGAACCAUACCCUGAAUUCUGCUUGAACCUAAACGGGGCCCCAGACAGGAUUGACUGGGACUCUUUGAAGGAUGAACUGGCGAAUGUCCCCACAUUUGAACUGUCCGAAAUCGAAGACUUUCGCGUAGGCUUCAACCGCGGCGUGUAUCAGGUCGCCAUCAAGGGGAAGAAUUUCCUAUAUAAACCGGCCAGCAACACUCAAUGUCUUGCCCGGGAAAUCUCGGUCCUGCAGAAGGUAGCCGGGUGUUCCCUCCGCGUUCCCAAGUUGGAAGGCGUUGUUAAUGUCAAUCAAAAGCAUUCCGGGAUGCUAUUGACAUUGAUCUCCAAUCGCUUUGGUCUUAGCUUUUGGCCGCAAAUCCAACCAGAAGUGAGCGUUGCCGAACGUCAGAAGUGGUAUGAUCAAAUAUCUGACAUCAUUCACGCUCUUCAUCAGAAUGAUUGUUGUUGGGGAGAUGCCAAGCCUGACAACGUGGUGAUCGACGAGAAUCUCGAUGCCUGGCUCGUUGAUUUCGAAGGCGGAACCACAGAUGGCUGGGUUGAUCCCGAGCUGGCGAAUACUGUAGCCGGGGAUCUACAGGGACUGGAGCGGAUUCGUGAGCAUUUAAAUCUAGAGGAAUGA
This is a messenger RNA of Aspergillus ibericus CBS 121593, 1164 nucleotides long. RefSeq lists its product as uncharacterized. NCBI's taxonomy places the organism in Eukaryota, Fungi, Ascomycota, Eurotiomycetes, Eurotiales, Aspergillaceae. The coding region runs from base 1 to 1164 and encodes 387 amino acids. The transcript has 3 exons. The record is from RefSeq and is a predicted model, not a curated record.